GCGGUGUCUCUUAAUAACAUUAGGAUCAACAGUCGCAAACUGUUUUUAAUAACGUAUGAAGAUGGUAAAUUAUGCAUCUGUGGCGGAGUUGUACAAACGAUACUCUCAACUUCGAAAACAAGAUGUCGAAGAAUUGGAUCAGUGGGUACGAGGUCAAUCACACUUGCCUCUUGUUACUGAACUUGAACUAGUUCUGUUUAUUCAUUCGAACUAUUAUAACAUGGACGCAGCAAAGAAAACCGUGGAAGCUUACUUUACAUUUCGAACUAGCUGCAAAGAUUUUUUCGUCAAAAGGGACAUCACGGUAGCUUCGUUGCAGAGGUCGAAGGAUAUAUUAGCACUUUGCGCGCUUCCUGAAAGUACCUCCGACGGCUUUAGAGUUAUUUUUGCUAAAGUUAUCGAUUGUGAUGCCAGCAAGUUUUCGUUUGCUUCAAUUCUCAAAUUUUCAUUCAUAUGCACUGACAUCCUGCUGUGGGAGGAGGGAUGUGCCGAGGGACACGUGCUUAUCAUCGACAUGAAUGGUCUGCAUUUAGGACACUUACCAAAACUCGGUAUAUUUACACUGAAGAAUUUUAUUUACUACAUACAAGAAGCACUCCCGAUCCGCCUGAAAGGAAUUCAUCUUAUCAAUGCAGUUCCGUUCAUCGAUACGAUUAUGGUGAUGAUUAGGCCGUUCUUAAAGAAGGAGCUUCUGGAUAUGUUUCACAUUCAUCAACAAGAGGAAACCGUGUAUCCUUUUGUUCCUCAGCACAUAUUGCCGAAGGAAUAUGGCGGAAAAGCACCGCCAAUGAUGGACCUAAGACAACAAUUGUAUGACAAUGUAGCUGAAUACCGUGAUUAUAUAAUUAAAAAAGAUCGCCUACAAAUGGUGGAUGAAUCUAAGCGAGUUACAACACGGUCAUUUGCAAAUAUGUUUGGACUAUUUUGAUGCACAUAUUAUGGCAAAAUAAAAGGUUGUACGGAAUCAAAUUGCGUCAUAGAAAAAAAUAUUCGACAGAGUGCACACGUUCAACCGAUUGUUUUCAAAU
Messenger RNA from Topomyia yanbarensis, 1028 nucleotides. Its product is annotated as alpha-tocopherol transfer protein-like. The transcript has 5 exons. Bases 56 to 928 code for a protein of 290 amino acids. Gene Ontology annotation, cellular component: membrane. NCBI's taxonomy places the organism in Eukaryota, Metazoa, Arthropoda, Insecta, Diptera, Culicidae. The record is from RefSeq and is a predicted model, not a curated record. Gene Ontology annotation, molecular function: phosphatidylinositol bisphosphate binding.